AUGGUAGGGUAUGUGCGCCUUUUUCAGGCGCGGGACAGGGUCACAGGUGAAGUCAUCACGCUGAAGAAGUUGAAGAUGGAGAGGGAGGGGGAAGGCGUUCCUGGGAAUGCCAUCCGAGAGAUCGCCCUGCUGAAGGAGCUGCAGCACCCGAAUAUCGUGAGAUUGAGGGAUGUCCUGUGGGACAAUUGCCGGCUGUACCUCAUCAUGGACUAUGUGGAGCUGGACCUGCGCGAGCACAUGGACAAAAAUCCUGAAAGCUCUGACCUCGACAACGUCAAGUCGUACGUGUACCAGAUCCUGAAGGCAAUGCAGUUCUGUCACGCGCACCGAGUCCUGCACCGCGAUCUGAAGCCACAGAAUAUUCUCAUCGACCGAGCCUCCAGCACCAUCAAGGUGGCAGACUUCGGCUUGGCACGCUGCUUCACACCGCCCAUUCGCCCUUACACACAUGAGGUGGUGACACUGCUCUACAGGGCGCCUGAGAUCCUGCUGGGCUCCCAGCUGUAUUCCACACCCGUGGACAUGUGGAGCAUCGGUUGCAUCUUUGCAGAGCUGGUGAAUGGAACCCCCAUCUUCCUGGGAGACUCCGAGAUCGGGCAGCUGUUCAAGAUCUUUGAGGUGCUGGGAACGCCGACGGACAACGUGUGGGGCGGCGUGACCAACAUGCCGGACUGGCAGGCGCAAUUUCCCCAGUGGCCGCAGCAGGACCUCGCGCAGGUGGUGCCUCGGCUGGACCCAGAGGGCGUGGACCUGCUGCGCCAGAUGCUGGAGUAUGACCCCCAGAAGCGCAUCACAGCCAAACGCGCGCUCCAGCACCCCUACUUUGCAGAUUUUGACAGAGGCCAGGCACAAGAAUGCCGAGCUGGAGCUGGAGGCAAUGGCAGAGGUGCUCGCAGAUCAGCCAAUGCCGCAGAGUGAGCCGAUGCAUGGCGAGGAAGGUCUCACAGCGCAUGACAGUCCACUUCCUGGUCUGGAUAGGCCCAUGCAUGACCGUGGGAGCUCCAUGUCUGAUGCAGAGAACAGCCCAGUCGGAGGAGUGCCAGGCAACGCGGCAAAGAGGCUGCAGGGUGAAGAAGCAGAGCCGCUGAGGGAACCGCUUGCGCAGCUGAGCGUUGCUUCUCCCACCACACGCAAACGCACUUCAUCAGACUGAGGGCUCCCCCUACUCUGCCCUACAUCGCUUCACAAGGCAGCACCAUGCAACAGGAGCACCAGCAGGACUUCCAAUGUACAAGGCAGAGUCAACCUUUGAAAUCUGGUCUGGAUUCUUGAAUUUGCCACUGUUCGGGUCCUGGUGUCAUGUACCAUGUUCCAGCAUGUCGGACUGGGCAGUAGACGUCCACAAAAUGUGUGCUAUGCUCUGUUUAUACGUAUUUUUGUUAUCUCACCAGUGCAGCUUCACCACCCGUCAUGCGGAUUCAGAUCGCAGAAAGCCCUUCCUGGGUGUUUCGUGUUCCUCAAUUUGAUUGCAGUGCCCAAUAAGGCGCGCUUGCAACGAACUACUGGCAAGUGCGGGAGGAUG
This is a messenger RNA of Coccomyxa subellipsoidea C-169, 1522 nucleotides long. RefSeq names its product cell division control protein 2-like protein B. Gene Ontology annotation, biological process: regulation of gene expression; G1/S transition of mitotic cell cycle; signal transduction. Gene Ontology annotation, molecular function: ATP binding; cyclin binding; cyclin-dependent protein serine/threonine kinase activity. NCBI's taxonomy places the organism in Eukaryota, Viridiplantae, Chlorophyta, Trebouxiophyceae, Coccomyxaceae. Gene Ontology annotation, cellular component: nucleus; cyclin-dependent protein kinase holoenzyme complex; cytoplasm. The transcript has 9 exons. The coding region runs from base 1 to 918 and encodes 305 amino acids. The record is from RefSeq and is a predicted model, not a curated record.